Molecule: messenger RNA, 2367 nt
Organism: Engraulis encrasicolus (European anchovy)
Lineage: Eukaryota; Metazoa; Chordata; Actinopteri; Clupeiformes; Engraulidae
Gene: trim44
Product: tripartite motif containing 44
Exons: 7
Coding region: 478-1992 (504 amino acids)
Molecular function (GO): zinc ion binding
Source: RefSeq, a predicted model, not a curated record
AUCAAUCUGUCCAUCAACAACGGAGGCCUCUGCACCUCUUGUGGAACGUGUUAAUGGAGAGGAGAAUAUUCAUAAGAUGUAAAUCAUGAUACUCCUUCUCCACCGGUCGGCUCUGGCUGCAGCCGAGAAGCAGGAAGUGACACAGAAAAAUCAACACACGGUGCUGCAGUGCAAAACCAGGAAGUGUUUGUCAGUACAAAGUGAAACUCAGAGAAAGCUGGCCAGCUACAGAGAGAAUUGCUGGCACAAGCAAAGGAAAAGAGAUAGUGAGGGAAGGUAAAGAGAGCGGGGGGGAAAAGAGGGGAUAGAAAGACAUUGUAGGAGAGAGGAAGAGAGAGAAAGGGAGAGAAGGGGAGAGGAGGAAGAAGACAUAUACGGAGCACGUCUUCCAAAGCUGCCUGCAGACACACACAGCAGCUGCAGCAGCCGCAGACGGGUCCUCCGAGUCCUUGCAGCAGCAGUUAGCAGUGGUGCAUCAUGGCAGAACGCAAUGCAUGCUGGGACGCCAAGGACCAGGAAAUGGCUGCAGGAGGAGAAGAGGGUGAUUUAGACGAACCCGAGAUGGACGGCACCUGCGAUGCCUGCGAGCCAGACGAACCCCAGCCGGCCACCCACGUCUGCCCGGUGUGUCGUUUCGCCUUCUGCGCGCCGCACGCCGACAAACACGCGCUCAGCACGCGCCACCAAAUGAUACCCUACUACCCCGAGGGCUCCGCCGGCACCACUCAGAGGGUAAGGGCCACCACUGAGAACCACCAUGGAGGUCCUCCGACCAGGGAUACAGCUGCCUGUUCUGCUGCUGCUGGGGCUGGGUCUGGACCACCUGGAUCUUCAUGCAGUGGAGGUGCAGCAGCAGACACGGGGCAGGAGGAGAUGGAGGUGGUGGAGCAGGAUCAGGGGGGCCAGAGCGGCACUGGUGCCCACAAAGGGUGCCUGAACGGUGGGAUGGGGCCGGAGGAGGAGAGGGCUGGAGAUGAUGAUGGUGAUGGUGGUGAUGCUGGAGGGGCUACGGGAGGUGCGGAACCAGACCAGUCGGAGGCAGGGGGUUCUGCUGGGAGGAAGGAGACGGUGAGCGUGGAGCGACUGCGCUGCAGGGAGCACAACCAGGAGGGCUCACUCUACUGCAAGCUGGACGAGAAGAUCAUCUGCGUGGUGUGCGCCGUGCAGGGGGAGCAUCGGCAGCAUGAGAUCAUCACGCUGCGCGAGGCCUACCUCUGGCAGAAGAGUCGCGAGGGCAUCGACCUGGUGAGCCGAACCCAGGAGAUGGCGGAGAAGAUACAGAACAGGUGGACGGCUCCUGAUAUGGACAAGGACGAGCUGGAGCGCUACGUGAACCAGCAGUUUGACGAGCUGCACCGGCUGGUGCGUCUGGAGGAGCGGCGCACGCUGCACCUGGUGGACCUGAAGGAGGCCUUCCUGACGGCCCAGGCCGGCGAGAUGAUCGCCGAGAUCAACGUCAACACCGAGCGGCUGCAGGAGGAGGUGGACAGCAUCACGCAGCAGCUGGGAGAGCUGGAGAAGAUCUCUCCGUCGGCUCCAGCACCACCAGCAGCAGCAGCUGCAGCAGCAGCAUCAGGACCAGUGGAGGAGCUGCUGGGAGGAGGAGAUGAUGCUGGAGCUGGAGCUCUGGGGCCAGUGUUGGCUGGACUUGGUGGACAUGGAGCGUUGGCUGGACCUCAUGAAGGCCAAGCGGCAGCGGCAGGGGCAGGAGCAGGGGGCGUUGAUGGUGGUGCCGCUGGGGUGAAUGCUCCUGGGCGUUUGGGAGUUGCAGUUGGAGGAGGACCGGGGGGUUUGGUGGCGGCGGUGGCUGAGGUGGAGGCUGCAGUGGCUGCGUUGGCAGCGCCCGCGAGGGUGAAUCCCUUCUUGGCACAAGGCCCCAGACCGCCGCACGGACCCGAUGCCCGACCCAGGAUGCCAGAACACCGGCGGGAUCCGGUAGAGCGGCGAGGAUUCAGAGACUCGGACUCAGACAGAGGAGGCUACGCACCCUGACCCCUUCACACAGACAUGCACAGACACACACAUACACACACACACACACACACACACACACACACACACACACGAAAAUGAACUGUCUGUACAUGGGCAACAUCAACACCAUUGCCACACUCCAACCACAUAAGCUAUUGGUAAACCAAUGUUCCUCAUACACACACACACACACACACACACACACACACACACACACGCGCGCGCACACACACACACACACACACACACACACACACACACACACACACACACACACACACACACGAUAGAGUAGCAUACACACAAACACAUGCACUUGCAUGUACAGACACAGAUGCCGUCGCACACACACACACACACACACACACACACACACACACACACACACACACA